AUGACUUUCUCAAGGAUCCUCAUAACCCUCUUUUUACCCGUGAUCGGAUCUAGUCCUUUACCUAUUCCUACCAACGCUGACCUCAAUUCUACACCAUUACCCGAGGAUUCAAAUGCAUCUACAUUUGCCACCCGUGCAGAAGAGAGUGGUGGAAUAGGUAUAGGAGCUAUAGCAGGUAUAAUCAUUGCCGUCCUAGCUAUAAUUCUAAUCAUCCUAUUCAUAUUCAUCCACAACCGUCGACGCAAUUCCCUAUCUACACUCACAACCUCGACAGUCUACGGCUCACCUCCUCCAGCAUACACUUCACCUCCAACCAAGAUCUACUACCCUUCUCAAACAUAUUAUCCUACUCUUCCUAAAUAUACCGGACCGAACACUUCUGCCGCAUACGUACCUUCCUCCGGUGGAGGAGGGGUGAGAUUCCCUUCUGCCAUCUAUCCAGGUGGUAAUAGGGGGUAUUAUACUCAGCGAACAGAGGGAGUGGAGAGGGGAGUGAGAUUUGGUGGAGUUGGUGUGAGGGGAUAUCAUUGA
This is a messenger RNA of Kwoniella mangroviensis CBS 8507, 531 nucleotides long. RefSeq lists its product as uncharacterized. The transcript is spliced from 3 exons. The record is from RefSeq and is a predicted model, not a curated record. Bases 1 to 531 code for a protein of 176 amino acids. NCBI's taxonomy places the organism in Eukaryota, Fungi, Basidiomycota, Tremellomycetes, Tremellales, Cryptococcaceae.